Molecule: messenger RNA, 1807 nt
Organism: Papaver somniferum (opium poppy)
Lineage: Eukaryota; Viridiplantae; Streptophyta; Magnoliopsida; Ranunculales; Papaveraceae
Product: rRNA-processing protein efg1-like
Exons: 8
Coding region: 147-1415 (422 amino acids)
Biological process (GO): maturation of SSU-rRNA from tricistronic rRNA transcript (SSU-rRNA, 5.8S rRNA, LSU-rRNA)
Cellular component (GO): preribosome, small subunit precursor; nucleolus
Source: RefSeq, a predicted model, not a curated record
GAGAGUAUUUACCUAUCUCACUAGUCGAGAGGAAGAGAUGGCCUAAAACCCUAAAACUGCAAGACGAGCUAGAAAGAAAACAAAAACCCUUGAUAGGCUUAUACCUUUAGAGCUUGUUGCUGUUGGUUUCAAUUACUCGAUUAAAAAUGGUGCACGGAGGCAACGUUAAGGGCAAAGCAGCCGCCAUGAAUCAUGUUAAGAAGAAGAACAGUACAGGAGUUGUGAAAAAUGUCACAAAGAAACCAUCUGUAGUUGAGAAGAAGACUAAAACAGUGUCUUACAAGAACCAGAUUCGAUCAACCGAACGAAUACUCAGAAAGACGGAUUUACCACCUGAAGUAAGACAAGCUCAAGAAAAGAAGUUAGAGGAUAUCAAGAAGAAACAAGAACUUCUAAUUCAGUUGGCGGAAAACCGUGUUACAAUUCUUAAGAACAAGAAGCCCAAAUUUUUUGAAAGAAGAAAAUUGGAUAGGGGGAUUAAAAAAUUGGAGAGAGCUUUAGAAACAGUGUCAGAUGAAACCCGGGCAGGAAUUAAAGACCAGAUUGCAAAAUUGAAAGAGGAUCUCGAGUAUGUUAAGUUCUUCCCAAAGACUGAAAAAUAUGUACCUUUGUUCAGUGGGGGUAAUGACCCAGAUGUGGUUGAAAGGAGGAAUGUGUUGCGCCAACAGAUUAAAGGCAAUAUUGUAGAUGCAGCCGCUAGUGGAAGGGAUUUAGAAGAAACAGGAGAUGCUGAGGAUGACUUCUUUCUGAACGGAAGCUCCAGCGAUGAAGCAGAAGCAGGUGAUGAAUCUACAAAGAGAAAUUUCAGGAAGCAAGCUCCAAGUUUUAAAAAAGAGGUAUCAACUGCGCCAAGGAAACAAUUUCCAAAGGAUUCUGGCCUAAUUGGGGGUUUUGGCAAAAAGCCUCCAAGAAACUUUGGAAAUGCAGCUUUUGACAAUUAUGGUGCCAAUAAGAAUCAGAAGCGGAAGUCUAUUCAAGAUGUAGAACCUGCAUCUAGGCCAUCAAAAAUUUCAUUCAAAAGUUCAAAUUAUACUGAGACAAGUAAGAGCUGGAAGUCUACUCAAGCUGUAGAGCCUUCAUCUAGGCCUUCAAGAAGUUCAAAGUAUACUGAGACGAGUAAGAACUGGAAGUCUACUCAAGCUGUAGAGCCUGCAUCUAGACCUUCAAAAGGUACAUCCAAAAGGUCAAAUUAUUCUGAAACUAGUCAGACAAGAUUUGAAUUCCUAUCAAACAAAAAAGCACUGAAAGAGAGGGUUCCAGUGAUGGCAUCACAGAGUGGCAGUUUCUCUUCUUUUAGAAAAGAUAAUCAAUUUCAAAAUACUACCAGGAUUGAAAGUAAUAAUAAUGUGAAUUCAAAUACUGAAGCACCGCAUAAACCUAAAAGGAAAAGGAGACCAAAGAAGAAGAAAGCAUAAGGUUUAUCUGAUUCUGGGGCACCAAAAGUCAUGUAACAGGGUGGUAGGCUGCAUUUAGGUCCAACAGAGUCUACCUUGGUUGGAUAGGAACUGGAAGUUGAAUGUAGCACACAGUUUGAGCGCCUGACUACCUUCCCUACUCUGUUCCUUACGCGCUCAAUCAAUUUUGUCAACCUUUAGUUUCAUCUUCUUUUCCUUUUUUUUCUUUUCUUUUCUUUUUGUAAUUUUCAUGUAAUGCUUCCAUUUCUUUCACUGGUCUCUUGUUUCUUAUUCUGAUGCCAAAUCAUCAAAUUGUUGUUUAGGCUCCUCAACUGGGGAUAUUCUCGUGGACGAAAUUUCACCCUUGCUUUGCCAAAUGUUAAAUUCAAUGAUUCAUGACUGUUACAAACUUA